Closterium sp. Yama58-4 is the source of this 10362-nucleotide messenger RNA. NCBI's taxonomy places the organism in Eukaryota, Viridiplantae, Streptophyta, Zygnematophyceae, Desmidiales, Closteriaceae. The record is from the annotation of a GenBank genome assembly.
AUGCGAGAAGAUGGAGAAGAAGAAGCGCAGGGGAACGGCGGAGUCAAGAGACCGAGGCUCACUAGUCCGGUUGAGAUGAGCCGUGCAGACGACAACCGUAUCGUGACCAACGAGCGGGGUAACAACGAGAGUGAUAUUAAGGAGGAUGACAAUGACACGGAUCCAGCCCUGCGAGCGGAGAAUGCUAAGGGGGACUCUGACACCCCCAAACCAGAGUUUGCAGUAUCAAAGAUCGGGAUAGAGGGUACGACCGAUGGCGGUACGGUCGACGUGGAUGAAGAAUCCGAGAAGGUUCCUGCCGCUUCGCUUCUUCGUUCGACAAAUGUGCAUGGAAAGGGAGCAACGAUUCUUGACCGUGCAGAUGCGGCUGUUGCUAAUAGCGGUACACCGUCAGCUUCUAACGCGGAUUUCAUGGCCGCGACAGUGACAGCAUUCGUCAGUACCAGCACCAAGGACAUCAGCGAUCCAACACGUCAGCACCUUGACGCAUCUGACGGUGUCGGUUCGUCCCGUCACCCGUCCGGUCCCCUUGCAUUCGCUACCGCUCCUCUUACUGCGGAAAAAGCUCUUCGAGAUGCUGACCAGGAGUUAAUACCGCGUACGAUCGCUCCGCCUGCUGACAUCUCGGGGUCUCCGCCUGCAGGCGAUGUAAAGAGCAGCAAGGCGAAAACGGGUAUCACCCAAGGGGAGGGUAAGGCACACGGAAGACAAAGGAACCAGGAGGAGCAGCAGCAGGGGGAGGAGGAGGAUGAGAAGCAAUCAUCACAGCCGUUGGCGGAUGUGGUAUCUGCAAAUAAGGAGAAGAACGCAGGCCGCCAGCAGCACCUGGAGCACCAGGAGGAGCAUCAGGAGGAGCAUCAGGAGCACCAGGAACAGCAUCUCUCUCCAGUGGUUGAGGUGGUCUCUGCAGGGGAGCUUCCCCAGCAGGGACAGCGUGUGAUGCUGCCAGUAGACGCAGUUGUGUGCGUUGAGCCGCCUGCACCCGAUUCAACUCAGAAACCACUGCCAGUAGACGCAGUCGUGUGCGUUGAACCGCCUGCUCUGGAGUCGACUGAUAAGUCGCCGGCUGCGGAUGCUGUUGUUUGCAUUGAGGCGCCUGCUUUGAGCUUGACUCAAAUCACCAUGCCAGUGAAUGCCGUAGUGUGCGUUGAACCGCCUGCACCCGAUGCAACCCAGAGGCCAGUGCCGUUGAAUGCUGUCGUUGUCGUUGAGCCGCCUGCGCUCGCAUGUGGGCCGAUCUCCCCUGCUCUGCCUGUUGCGCCGCCUCCAUUUGCCGCGGCACAGAUCGAUCCUCGUGCUGUGACCGUGGUAUCUAUUGACGCUGAUUUGUCUCAGCAGCCGCUGCCGCCACCGCCACUGCCAGUGGUUGAGGUGGUUUCGUGCGAGGCUGAUGAGUCAGGUUCGGCUGCUGCUGUGCUUCCUGCAAGCGAGAGCCUACUGGCUGCCAGUGGGAUCGUCAGUGUUGUGCGUGCGGGCAUUGAGGAGGACGAUAUAGGCGUGGAGCAUCGGGGGGAGAUAUGCGGAGAGCAGGGGGGGGUGAGGAAGGAGGAGGAGAAGUCAGCCUCUGCUGCUGCUGAUGUGCCUCAGCUGGGGGAGGCUCUACAGACUGCCAAUGGAAUCGUCAGUGUUGUGCCUGCUGGUAAUGGGGAGAGAGUAGGAGUGGAGCAGCAAGAGGUGGGGAAGGAGGAGGAGAGGAUGGGGAAGGAGGAUGAGAAGGAGGAGGAGGAGAAGGAGGAUGAGAAGGAGGAGGAGAAGGAGGAGGAGGAGGAGGAGGAGGAGGAGGAAGAGGAGGAGGAGGAGGAGGAGGAGGAGGAGAAGGAGAAGGAGAAGGAGAAGGAGAAGGAGAAGGAGAAGAAAAGGGUCGAUGGGCGCGAUGACAAGGGAGUGCUGGUGGGAAGGGAGGAGCCCAUUGAGUCGAGUCAAAGCGAUGAUGAGAAGUUGGAGAAGAAGGGUGAAGAAAGGUCCGAUGAGGAAAGGGUGCUGGCUGAGAAUAGGAAGGGAGGAGAGGAGAGGGAUGAGAAGUUUGAGGAGAGCAAGGGGACAGCUGGGGGUGAUGGGAGUGGUGAAAAUGAGGAGGCAGGUGAGAAGGACGAGAGGGGUGUGGGCGGAGAAAGAGCCGUGGAGAGGGGGACAGGAGUAGAGGGUGGCAAAGAUAUGGGAGACAAGGGGAUGGAGGUUGACAGCCAGAAGGAGGUGGGUGAAGUGGGAGUUCGAGAUGAAGCUGGGAAUGGAGGCCACGGCCGUGGGGACGGGCACAGCAGCGGCGGGGGUGGUGCUGGUGGUGCUGGUGGUGGGGGAAGCGGAGGAGGAGGAGGAGGAGGAGGAGGAGGAGGAGGAGGGGGAGGAGGAGGAGGAGGAGGAGGAGGCGGAACAAGUGGUGGAAAUGGGAAUCACCACGGUACCAGUGGGCGUUCAUGGCAUUUCUCAGGGUACCCAGGCGUGUCUCGGAACGGCCGGAAAUGGUCCGCGAAAGUCUCUAUGAACUCCCAACAGAGGGCGCGGUACGGUGUGUGCCAGAACAUGCACUGCGGGCAGUGGGAGGAGGUGGAACACGCAGCAGCCGCGGCCGAAGCGGCUUGUUUUGUUUUCAAGGGAGGGAAGGGGCGCACGUGGAAGUUUCUGACUGAGCAGCAGAGGGAGGUGCUAGGGGAGAUGGAUCCGGAUGAGGGCAUGUGGCUGAUCAAGGCGAAGAGGUGGAGAGAGUGGAAUGUAUGGCAGCCGGGGAGAACUGGGUGGGUGAAGGGGAUGGGGCUGGCGGAGGGUGGGGAUGGGCAUGGGGUGGGGGGAGCGCAGCAGGAGGGGCAGGGGGAGGGGGAGGGGGAGGGGAAUGAGGGGCAUGGGGCUGGGCAGGAGAAGCAGGGGGAGGGAAAUGAGGGGCAGGAUGGGCAGGGAGAGGGGGAGAGUCAGGAGGGUGAGCCGAUGAUGUUGGAGUGGCAUGAGGGGUGGGAGGGGAGGCAUGCGGAUGGGCAGAGGGAGGAGGAGAGCGAGCAGGAGAGGGAGCAGCAGAGGGAGAAGGAAAGGGAGAAGGAGAGGGAAAGAGAGAGGGAGAGAGAGAGGGAAAAAGAGGAGGAGAAGGUUAGGGAGGUGAUUAAGAAGGAGAGGGAGAAGGAGAGGGAGAAAGAUAGGGAAAAAGAGAGGGAGAAGGAGAGGGAGAAAGAGAGGGAGCAGCAGGAGAAGGAGAGACGCCAGCAGGAAGACGAAGGGCGGAAGGGCAGGGAGCGAGAACAGGAUGGGAUGCGGGAGAAAGCGGAAAAAGAGGAACAAGAACCGCGGGGAUUGAAGACUUUUGAGGCGCCUCAAAAGGAACAAGAACCGCGGGGAUUGAAACUCGACCUGAACGCCCAACAGCCACUGCAGUUUUACUCUGAACCUCCUCCCACCCCGUCCCUUCCUGCUCCGCCUCUUUCCGCUCCUCCUUUUCCUCCUCCGAUUGUUCCACCUCCCCUUGUCGCAGCACCCACCCCAUCCCAUCCAGUGCCUUUUCCCUCUUUCGUGGGAUCACAGCAAGGCCCACCCUCGCUGCAGCAAGGCACACCCACGAUGCAGCAGCAUCAGCCAGUGGCAUCGAUCCGAGAGCUGCUGGCCAUGCCCCGCCCCUUCUCUGUUCCCCCCCCUCCUGCUGCUGCUGCUGCUGCUGCUCCUGUGACUCAUAACGAGGCAUGGCCGCAUGAGUCAUUCAGCCAGCAUCAGCGAGUGGCGAGGAUAAGAGAGAUGCUGGGAUCUUCAUUCGGUGCGCUCAAGAGUAAAGGGCUAGAAGAGAGCUCGCUAGGAGUCGAUUCUUUAGGUGGGGCUUCUUUGGGUGGUGGUGGUGGCGGCGCCAGCGGCGAUGGUGGUGGGUCGCAGAGUGGCAGUAUGGGUUUAUCGUGGGGAGUGAAGGCGGUUGGUGGUGGUGCUGUUUCUGCUGCUGAUGGCGUUGGCUCUGGUGGCGCUGCUGCUGCUCCCGGCAUCACCCGUCCUCCUUUUUCUUCUCCCCUUCCUCCUCUGCCUCAUCCUAUCAUCAACUCUACUGGUCCUAUUGCUGCUACUACAGCUGCUGUUCCUGCUACUGCGGGCAGCAAUUCACCCUUCCCUUGGUUGUCGGUCCCCACGCCAGGGACCUCAGGGUACCUGGGAGUGGUGAAGAGCGGUCGGAAGUGGGCGGUUCAACUCUCAAUGAACAUGAAGCAGCGAGCGAGCUACUCUGUAGGCCACAUUCUCAACUGCGGGGUAUGGGACGACGUGGGGGAGGCUGCAAUCGCAGCAGAGGCGGCUUAUCUGGUUCUAAAAGGGGAGAAGAUCGAGUUUAGAUUGCUGAGUGAAGAGCAGAAGAGGAGGCUGAGGCAGAUGGGUCCGGAUGAGGCAGUGAGGAUUAUCAAGGAGAGGAGGUGGAAGGUGUGGAGGGACUGGCGGCCGGGAAAGGAGGGGGAUGGGACGGGAUGGUUUGUGGAGGGAGGGGAGGAGAGAGAGGGGGGAUGGAAGGUGGGGAUGGGAGAAGGGAGGGGAGAGAGGGGCCGGGAGGAGGAGGAGGAAGGGUGGGAAAGGCAGGAUGGGAUGGAGGAGGAGGAAGGGAGAGGGAGGGGGAGAGGGGAGGGAACGGAGGUUCGUGACAGAGCACAGCAUGGGAGGGAGGCGCAUUACCCAGAGUCGUCGCAAGCUCUCGUUCUGAUUGGUUCUCCAGCUCACCGACAUGGCACGCCGGAGCAGCACAGCUCAGCGCCCAGUCACCGCGAGUCAGCGCCGGGCCAUGCUGACUCGGCGCCAGGUCAGCACGGGGUAGGGCCAGGUCAUUCCUCCCUGCCGCAACCCCCGGGGGAGGGUUACGCGUCUGGUUACUUUGGCGUGUUUCGUAACGCGAAACUUUCGAUGAACGCUGACCAGAGGCAGAGGUACGCCGUGGGGAAGAGUAUCCACUGCGGGCAGUAUGAGGAAGUUUUGGAGGCGGCGGCGGCAGCUGAAGCGGCGAAUUUUGUUUUCAAGGGCGGGAAGGGGCGGACGUUUAAGUUUCUGACUGAGCAGCAGAGGGAAGUUCUGGCUUUAAUGGACCCUGAUGAUGCGAUGGUGAUGAUUAAGAAUAAGACCUGGAAGGACUGGAAGGAUUGGCAGCCGGGCGGGGUUGUGGGAAGGGGAGCGGUGGAGGGAGGAGGGAGUGGGGGAGGGGGAGGUGGGGGAGGAGUGGGAGGGGCGGAGGUGGGGGGAGGUGGGGGUGGGAUGGUGCCUGGGGUGGGGGAGAUGGGGAGUGGAGCAGGAGGGGGAGCACCCGGGGGAGUGGGAGUAGGGGGGGGUGGAGCAGGGGGGUUUGGAGGAGGAGGUGCGGGAGCAAGCUCGGGGGGAGGUACGGGAGCAGGUUCGGGAGUAGGAAGGGUGGGAGGAGCAGCAACGGGGGGGUUUUCAAGUGGGUUUAUGCAUGGAAGGAUGGUGGUGGGUGGUGGGAUUCAUGAGGAGAGAAUACAGCCGGGGAGCAUUCCCAUGCAACCGGGAAGCAUUGCAAUGCAACCCGGAAACGUCGCCAUGCAACCGGGUACCGGUGGGAAUUUUCUUGCUUACCCACCACCAGGGGGAGGGGUUGUGACUGGUGCACAGGUGAGAAGGCCGGAGAAAGGCGAGAUGGAGCGAAAGGAGAUGGGUGAAGUCAAGCUCGCUAAGGGGGAGAGGCGGAUGGAGAUUGAAAUCCCACCAGGGAGAUUCGAGAACUCGCACGGAUCUUUCGCAAAGGAGAUUAAAGUUGAACCCGAGGCCUUAAUGCAUUGUGGCGACGGAGACGCUGCGCUCCUCCAUCCAAACCACUCCGCGCCUCGCGCUGUAUUGUACGCCGAGCCUACUGGUUUGGGUAACGCCGAGCCUCGCGUCGUGAGGGAUGCCGAGCCUAGGGGUUUGGGAAUCGCCGAGCCUGGAGAGCAGCUGCGGGAGGUUCAUUCCGUGGGGCUGCUGCUUGCGCCUGCCGUCGUUAUUCCCAAGGAUGCGUCUUCUUCCAAGGGAAGAGAGGGAGUAGUGGUGAAGGAGGAAGAGGGAGAGGAGGGGGAGAUCAAAGAGAGGGAGGAAGAGGGGGAGGAAGGGGAGAUUGGAGAGGAGGAGAAAGAGGAGAGUAAUGAGGGGGAAGAAGGGGAAAUUAAAGAGGGGGGGGGAGAGGAGGAGGGUCUUCUGGAGAGAAAACGGCAUGCGGAGGCAAGCAUGCUUGUGAAAAGGGAGGAGGGGGAGGAAAUGGGGGAGGAAGAAAAUGAUGUAAUGGUUGUGGAUGAGUGGUAUGAGGAGGUUGAGAUGGGUGGGGAGGAGCAGAAGGAUGAGGAGGAGGGUCGUGUGGAGGGAAAACGGCAUUUGAAGGCAAGCGUGCGUGUGAACAGGGAGGAGGGGGAAAUGGAGGAGGAAGGAGAAGAGGAGGAAGACGAGGAGGUGGUGAUAGUGGACGAGUGGUAUGAGGAGGUUGAGAUGGGUGGGGAGGAGCGGAAGGAGGAGGAGGAGGAGAAGCUGGAAGGGGAGGAGGUGAUGCGAAGAGUGGAGGAAGGAAGAAAAGGAUUGCAGACCGGUCAGCAGAGUGGUCAGCUGGUGGUGCGUGUAAAGAAAGAGGAAGAGGAGGAGGAGAGGGAAAGUGAGGAGGGAGAGAUGGCAUUGGUGGUGGUUCAUGAAGCAACGGAGGAGGACAGAGAGGAAAGGGAGAAAGGGGAAGAAGGGGAGGAAGAGGAGGACGAGGAGGAAGAGGGGGAAUGGAGGGAUGUAAAGGAGGAGAGGCAGGUGCUAGUUGUGCUGGGUGGGGAGACAGGAGGGCUAGAGGUGAAGCCACAGGGCACGGAAUGGGGAGCAGGGUGGGAAGAAGCAGCGUUCGCAUCAGCACAUUCCAAUCUGCAGCGAUGCUCCCAGUUCACACCGCCACCACCCGCAAGCACUUCCACUUCUCCUAAGGCAAUGAAAGCUUUGUAUCUCAAGGCUUUGAGUGGGAUGAAGCGUGCAACAUUGAAUCCCAAUCCAUCCUCCACCCUUAGUGGGAAUCUCACUUCUUCUUCCCCUGCCUCUCGUGGUGCCCCAACUUCCACCCCUCCCGCAAAGUCCUCCCGCUCAUCGGGGUACUUUGGAGUGGUUCGGGUCGGUUCCAAGUGGUCCGUGAACCUGUUUCUCAGCCAGGCACAGCAGACCAAGUAUGGUAUCAGAGCAUCGGCCCUCAACUGCGGGUCCUGGGAGGAAGGGGAACUUCUAGAAGCCGCCGCAGCAGCCGAGGCGGCUUAUCUGGUGCUUAAGGGGGAAAGGGGGAUUGAGUUUAAGGUGCUGAGUGAAGGGGAGAAGGAGAGGCUGCGGCGGAUGGGGUGGGAGGAGGCUGUGAGGAUGAUUAAGGGGAAGAUGUGGCGGUGGUGGCGGGAGUGGGGGAGAAAAGGGGGGGAGAGGGGGACAAGGGAGGAAGGGGAGAAAGAGGAGAGGGAAAAAAAGGGAGAAGAGGGGGAGAAGGGGGAGUGCAGAGGGAAGGGGGGCUUGAGAGGGGGAGACGACAACGGUGAGAAGCAGGCAGAAGAGCUUGUGAGGGUGGGGGACCAGGGACUGGUACUGGACGAGGAGAGGCCGUUGCAGGCGAUUGUUCCACAAGUGCCUCGAGAAGAGCUUUGGAAAGUGCCGCGAGAAGAGCUUCGAGAUGUGCCUGUAGAACCGCCUAGAGAUGUUUACCAUGACAAGACCCCGAUUGUUACGAAGAAAAAGCAGGCAAAUUCGUCCGGUUACAUCGGCGUUACGAAGAACUACAGCUCGUGGGCCGUUCGCGUCCCGUUAAACUCACAAAAGAGCGCCUUAUAUGGGGUAUGCAAGAAAUGUUACUGCGGGCAGUGGGACGAUUUAGAAGCAGCAGGAGCAGCAGCGGAAGCAGCAUACUUCGUGCUUAUAGGGGAGAAAGAGAUGCAGGAGAGGGGGAUUAAGCUGCGACUUUUAACUGAGAGACAAAAGGAGUCACUUAGGCAGAUGGACCCUUUCGAAGCGGUGAGGAUGAUUAAGGAAAAGAGAUGGAAGGAGUGGAUGAAAUGGGUUCCGAAGGGAGUGGCGGGUGCUGCUGUGGGUUGCUCGGACAGAGGAAAUCUGCUGUAUGAUUCCAGUAGUAGAAAUGUGGGUGGCAGUGAUGCGUUGCUGCAGAGGCAAAGCCUCCACGUGGCAGCUCCUGAUUGGCCGAUCUCUCCACCAAUGGACGCGAGCCACCUGAAAUGGCUGCAGGGAAUGGCACUGGUGGUGGCCGUGGCUUUAAUCUGGAUAUCCGCAAGCUACAUAGUGCAGGCGGUGGAGGAAGGUGGUCUGGCGCCGUUUAUACUCACGUACAUCUGCAACUCGUUAUUCGUGCUCUACAUCCCCGUUGUAGAGCUCUGGUGGUACCUCUUCGGAAAGGAGGUGCCUGGGGGUGGUUCUGCCUCCAAUGGUGGAUCGGGCAUCAGAGAGUACGAUUCAGGAAGUCGUGUUGGCUGGAAAAACAGUGGCAAGAGCAAUGCAGGUGGAGGUAACAUGGUAACCAGUAUCAGUGUGAGGAAGAAGGAGAAAAUGGGGGACGGGGAGGGAGAUGAGGAAGAAAGAGGGUUGUUGGUAGAAGGGGAGAAGGAGACGGGAUUGGGGGAUAUUGAAGAGGAGGGGAACGAUGACGGGUUGAUGGGGGAAGAGGAGAGAAGGGAGGAGGGAAAAGGCGCACAGGGAGGGAUGCAGGGGGUAAUGCAUGGUCGAAAAAAGGAGGGUGGGUUGGAGGAGCAAGGGGAGCAGGGGGAGCAGGGGGGGCAGGGGGGGCAGGGGGAGCAGGGGGAGCAAAGGGAGCAGGGGGGGCAGGGGGAGCAGGAGAAGCAGGAGAAACAGGAGGAGCAGGGGCGGCUAGGGCAGGAGCGGCAGAAGGGGCAGGAGGGGCAUGAGGCGCAGCAGGGGCAGGAGGGGCAGGAGGGGCAGGAGCGGCAGCAGGGAGCGCAGGGACAAGGGGGAUUAGUGGAAGCAGUUGAAGGGCGAGGUAGAGAAACACGGGUGGCAGCAACGGAACUGACUAUAGAGGGGAUAGAGCCAGCAGCACAUGGGGGAGUAGGGGCAGCGCAAGGGGAGGAGGGACCAGGGGAGGGGGGAGAAGGAGUGGAGAGAGGUGGGGAUGGGUACCAGGAGAGGCAGGCUCAUGCUGACAUGGACAGGGGGGUUGGUGAGCUGGCAACCCGUCUCUCUCUUCACACUGCACUGACUCAAUCCGCCAGCAAGGAGUCCGUCCAAUCCAAUUCGUCCACGUCAGCAGAGUUCACCUUCAACCUCUCGCUGGCCUACACCAGCGUCACGUCCAACACCAUUCUCAGCUGCACGUCAAGCCUCUUCACUUUUGCUCUAUCCGUCUAUCUCCUUCACGAGCGUUUCUGCCUUCGCAAGCUGCUCUCCGUGCUGCUCUGCGUGGCCGGCACCGUCGUUGUCGCCCUUGCAGACCAAGCCCAGGCCAGCAACACUCUAAACGCCGCUCUUAGCAACCUAAGCGCCAGCGGCGGUUUCAACAGCAGCAGCGCCAGCAGCAGUGGCGCCGGGCUAAGUGGCAGUGGGAAUGGCACAGGUUUCGGCGCCGGUGGUGGUGGUGGGAGUGCGUUUGAUGCUGCUGCGGUGGCAGAGGCGAGUGCAGCAGUUGCGAGUAACGCAAGGGAGAGUCUGUUUGGGGAUGUGCUGGUUCUCAUGUCAGCGGGUUUCUACUCUCUCUAUACCACCAUGCUAAGGUCUUUCACGCCUGCUGAAGGGGGUUUUGAGGAGAUGGGGAGUGAGGAGGAGGGGAAAGAGGGAGAGGAGGAGGAGGAGGAGGUACCGUUCAGCACGGCGCUCAUGUUUGGGUAUCUGGGACUCUUCAACCUCUUCCUGCUGGCGCCCGUGGGGCUGAUAGUGCAGUGGGUGCGAGGCCAGUGGUUCGCCUGGCCCGAUGCCUCCCAGUGGGGACUGGUGAUCGCCAAAGGUCUGCUAGACAACGUCUUGAGUGACUACCUUUGGGCUCGUGCCGUCCUUCUCACCACCCCCACCGCCGCUACAGCCGGGCUACAGAUUCAGAUCCCCAUCGCCCUCAGUGUAGACAGCUGGAGGGCCAACAGCCUACCGGACACUGUUCACAUGGUAGGGGCAGUGUUGGUGGUCCUGGGGUUCCUGGGGAUCAACUCGUUCGUGACGUUUGAUUGGCUGGGAGAUGUGGGUGCUGCGGAAAGGUGGCUUUUGGAGCGGUGUAAAGCGGUGGGAGUGGUUGUAAGGGGGUUGGUAGCGGCAGUGGGUGAAAUUCUACAAGGGAUGGUUAGUAAAGUGGUUGGGAGGCGGAGGGGUGGGGAAUUGGAAGGGCUUUUAGAGAGUGAGGAUGGGGGGGUAGCUCGAGCAGAAUCAACUCUGGUAGGAAAUCAAGUGCUUGCAAAAGCUUCGGAUAUUGUAGGGGAGAAAGCUUCAGUGUAG